Serendipita indica DSM 11827 is the source of this 1716-nucleotide messenger RNA. The record is from the annotation of a GenBank genome assembly. NCBI's taxonomy places the organism in Eukaryota, Fungi, Basidiomycota, Agaricomycetes, Sebacinales, Serendipitaceae.
AUGUCUAGACCCCGACGUUCUAUAUCCCGCAAAGACUAUUCGGAGCUGGAAGAGUUGGAUGGUGCCCGGGAAUAUGAACUAUCGGCAAUAGGUCAAGAGCUUAUAUAUCCACUCGAACCCUUUCCUUCGGAUCAAGAAGUGGCCAAGGCACGAAUUGCCACCCGGGAUGGAGAAAGCAAGCUCAUACGACUCAAUACGAGGCGUGAAAGGAUCCUCUCGCAGCUUGAAGAUAUCGAAAACGAGCGCAUGAUGGUGGAGAAUGAGCUUGUGGUCCCGAGGUCAAUCGUUACCCGCCUCCGAGACAUCCCACAAGAGGUACUCUCGAUGAUUUUCGAGGCUUGCACAGAAGACCCAGAUUUCUCUCCGUGGACUGUUAUGCAAAUCAAUCGCAAAUGGAGAUCCGUGGCGUUGCAUACUCGGAGCCUUUGGUCCAAGAUAUGCAUCUUCAAUGACAGAAGUCACCAUUUUACGAGAAAAUCACGUAGCGCUCGUCAGGACGCCGGAUACGAGCUCUGCGAUUCACUCUCGCGGCUGCAGCUUGCCGUCGCCCGGUCAGCCGGAGGGCCUUUGGAUAUCAUUCUUGAUGUCUUGGGGUACGACACGAGUAUCCGCUGGUAUAAUCCUGAUCAGAAGCGGCGAACCAUUGAGCUCAUCACCUGUUUAAAAUCUGUCGAAGGGAGAAUUCGAACGUUGGACCUUCGGGAGUCCAAUUGUCGACUCGUCGACGAUCUUCCUUUUGAAGAUAUCUCAUUGCCAUUCCUCGAAUCGGCUAUGGUACAUGGCCGAAUGAAAGAACUUCUCAAGAGGAUUUGGACAACGGCGCCAAACCUUCGACGGCUCUCCUACAGCCUCGACCGCAAUACCGAGCUGAAUCUGAACCUACCCGCCGGUAAUCGCAUCACCGACCUUCGAAUUCAUGGUGGCAAUCACACUCGCUCAGAUAAGAUGGAGGUUAGCGAGCAUCUGGCUCAGGCUAUUAUCAGUGCCGAAUGCCUGACGCAUUUGACCCUCAACGGCCUCUUUAUCUAUGCACCUUCCCGUCAGACUACUUUAUUCCAUCCUGAACUGCGCCAUCUCAAGUUGGUAAAUGUUCAACUUUGGCGUAUCCUCGAACUCCCGCUCCUCGAGUCAUUAGAUAUGGGGUUUUGCACGACAUUCGAAAGCGACGCAAGAACAUUAAUACUCCCAUCUCUAUUGUCAUUGACGUUGGACCAAAUCGUCAAUUACCACAAUGCGAAGAUCAACGCGCCUAUGUUGCAGGAGCUGACCAUAAAUGGUCGAAGCUCUUCUCCUCAAUUGACCGUAUUCCUCGAUCUCGCAGAGAUGUGUCUCAGAACAGGGCACGCCCUACUUCGCAAAUUGGUCCUCCACGACUGCGAUAUGAAGACGUGGGUCAGACAGUGUAUAGACACCUUGGAUGGAUUUCCACAGCUCGAAGAGCUGAUUCUUAGCAAGACAAUUCUGACCAAAUCCUUCUUUGACGCCUUUGCCGGCGGCAUUCUGGGGACCAAGUUUGAACCAUAUCGCAAGCCUCCGAUAUGUGUAGCAUUGAAGACGUUUAGAGUCAGUCUCAUAGACAUCCCUCAUCGUUCGACCGAUAAGGCUAUGCGAAAAUGGAUUCCUAAGGCUCUAAAGGCAAGAGCCAGGCGUGGAUAUCCCUUGGAGAUGGCAAGCAUGCGAGAGAAUGACACCGAGGGAUGGAAAAGUCUCAUGUAG